GGGCGUUGCGCCUGGGGCGCCACCCGACGCCGUGGCUGGGGCCAGCGCGGCCCUUGUGGGGGCCCUGGCGGCGCUGCCUGCUCCAGGAGAGGGGCCGCCGCCUGGCGCGCCGCCGGCGCCUGGGCCCCCGCUGCCAGGGGCGAAUGCUGCCGGCGCCAGAGGUGGCGACGUGGCAGCCGCUGCAGGGCCGGCGCCCGCCGGCGGUGGCGCCGUGGCGCUGGCGCGGCUGGUGGACGUCUCCUGCAUUGGCUCGCCGGCCCUGCAGCUCGACGCUUUCACGGCCGGCACGGUGCUGGAAACGCUCACGCACGACCCGACGGGCGAGGUCGUGGAGGCGCGCGCGCCGGGCCCUGACGGGGUCUACCUCUCCGUGAGCCUCGGGGGCGGCUCGCUGCCGGCCCACGCCCUCGAGCUGGACCCGAGCUUCCCCGUCCCAGGCGCCGGGCGGCCAGGGGCCCUGCACCCUUGUGCGGGCGGCGCCGCGGCCUGCAGGGCCUCGCGGCUGGACGGGCGCGGCGAACGGCACGCCGCCUGGCUGCGCCGGCGGUCGGCUCGGAGCCUGGUCGAGCCGUGCCCGCUGGUGGCUGGCCGACGCCGUCACGCGCAGUCGCGAAGCGAUGGCGAGGAGCAGGCCGGCGGCGACCAGCUGGAUUUUCGCGUCGCCCCCUCCCGCGGCAACGCCGUUCUGGCGGUGGCCGACGGGCGCCCAGGCACGCUGCACGACGAAGCGACUGCCCAGAUCGCGCGUGUCGUGGGCCUGCGGGAGGGGGCGGUCGGACAGGCGGUGCGCCCUCGCAUCAGGGGCUACCUCCAGGCCCCGGUCUUCGGCCACCACCCGUUCCACUCGGUCGGGGAGCGAGCGGCGCGCGACCUCCAGGCGCUGGCCGCAGCGAUGGACCCGCUCGAGGACGGUUUGCUGGCGUCGCUCGCGGACGCGCUGAGGCAGCGGUUCAGGGCGCUGGAGAUUGCGCUGAACGACGGCAGCUGGUACAUUGCCAACGAGCUGGAGGCGGACGAGAGCAUCCGCCCGACGCUCGCCUUCCGCGAGGAGCAGGAGUCGGCGCGGAGGAGACGGCGGCUGCGGAGCCGCCCCGAGGGCCCUCUCCAGGGCGGCGCCGCGGGCGCGGGAGCGACCCCGCUCGCCGCGGUCGGGCCUUCUCCGCGGCGAGGCGCGGCGGAGCCCGCCCCGGCGGGGCCGCAGCGGCCGCGGGCCAGGGUGCCAGCGGGCCGGAGGGUCCCGCAGCCGAUCGCGAGCCCCCGCUCUGGUGCUGCGGCGGCGCCGGGCCGCGCGGAGCUGCUGGGCGCCCCCGAAGUCCGCGCCUUCCGUCGGGACCAGCCGGCAGCGCAGGCGGGCGCCCCCCUGGCGGUGCUCUUCCGCACGUGGCAGGAGAAGGCUGGGGCUGCUGCCGAGCCCUUCCGCCGCCCGCUGCACGCGGGCCCGAUCCUCGAGGAGCGGACGCGGGAGUUCCUACGGUCGCUUGGGGUCUACAGGGUCAAGUUCACGCACAGCGGGCAGCGGGCUUCGGCCAACUAG
Prorocentrum cordatum is the source of this 1534-nucleotide messenger RNA. The record is from the annotation of a GenBank genome assembly. NCBI's taxonomy places the organism in Eukaryota, Dinophyceae, Prorocentrales, Prorocentraceae.